Clarias gariepinus (North African catfish) is the source of this 1032-nucleotide messenger RNA. It is a transcript of the gene clxn, whose product is annotated as calaxin. Gene Ontology annotation, molecular function: calcium ion binding. Lineage: Eukaryota; Metazoa; Chordata; Actinopteri; Siluriformes; Clariidae. The transcript has 6 exons. The record is from RefSeq and is a predicted model, not a curated record. Bases 301 to 945 code for a protein of 214 amino acids.
AACCUCAAAUUAGAACUGUUGUGAAGGUUUUACAGAGGACAAGUAGCAGACUUAUCUCAAUACUGUUCAAAAAAGAUUAUUGUAUAUUUUGGAUGCCCUUAGAAUUGUUUGAAUAAAAGUAUUUAAGGCAUAAUUUGUCGUGGUUUAUGAAUAGUUUUGUUGUAGUCGUAGAGCGAGACAUCUUCUAGAACUUUCAGGAUUCAGUCAGAAAGAAGAGAUGUAGGUUUUUAUCGCCCCCUAGAGGCGGAUUGGAGUUUCCAUGGCAACCGAUCGUCAACAACAUACGCGUGUGUUUUAAGCAUGCCAGAGAUGUCCGCGCUGAGCAGGAAGUUAAUUCAAAACUUGGCAGAAUCUUUGUCUAAACAAGUUAAACACUUUAAUAAAACCGAAGUGGAGUGCCUGAUCCGGCUGUUUAAUGCACUGCUGGGAGAACAGACUGAGAGAAAAGCGGCACACGGACUGGACCGGGGCAAAUUCCGUAACAUUCUACACAACACAUUUGGUCUGACCGAUGACAUGAUCAUGGACCGAGUUUUUCGUGCCUUUGACAAGGACAACGAUAGCUACAUUAAUGUUAAAGAGUGGAUAGAAGGACUAGCGGUCUUCCUCCGUGGCACACUGGAUGAGAAAAUAAAAUUCUGUUUUGACGUGUACGACCUGAAUGGGGACAGCUACGUAUCUCGAGAGGAAAUGUUUCACAUGCUGAAGAACAGCCUGAUCAGACAGCUGACUGAGGAAGACCCAGAUGAAGGAAUUAAGGACCUUGUUGAAAUAGUACUAAAGAAAAUGGAUUACGACCACGACAGCAGGCUUUCAUAUUCAGACUUCGAAAAGGCUGUGAGAGAUGAAAGUCUGUUAUUAGAGGCUUUUGGAUCUUGCCUUCCUGACACAAAGAGUAUACAUGCAUUUGAGCAAUAUGCAUUCCAGGAUUCACUGAGGCCCUGAAUCUUUUAAAAAACAAGGUUUUAAAACCAAACCCAGCUCCCGUACAACACUGUGUUACUCUGUGAGACAUGCAAGUGUGUGAUUUAA